Messenger RNA from Emiliania huxleyi CCMP1516, 818 nucleotides. RefSeq lists its product as hypothetical. The record is from RefSeq and is a predicted model, not a curated record. Lineage: Eukaryota; Haptophyta; Isochrysidales; Noelaerhabdaceae. The transcript is spliced from 3 exons. Bases 283 to 678 code for a protein of 131 amino acids.
CCAGCCCUCGCAAGAGGUGGUCGCGGACGAAGGGGAGGUCGCGGACGUGGCCUUGGAGGCCGCGGCAGCCGUGGCAGUCGAGGUCGAGCCGAGCCUGUGUGCGAUGACGAUGUGGCAUCGUGCGUCCUCUCCUUUUCCUUCGAGUGCGACGGCGGGAAGUGGGGCGUGCGGCUGGGCGGCACGCAGUACGCCGUCGUCGUCACCACCUUUGAGGGUGGACUCGCUCACGGCGUGCUCCGCUCGAGCGACGUCCUCCUUUCUCUCGGUGGCGCUCGCUUGCCAAUGGGGCACGAGGCGGCGACGGCCGCCCUCAGGAAGGCUCGCGGUAGAGUAGAGCUGCUUCUGCACCGGGGCGGCAGGCAGAGUGUGUUUGAGGCGGCUGCCGGCAAGUCGGCGCCUGCCCGCCUCUCGCGGCUGGAGGGGUUCGCGGCGGCGAGCCUCGGCGCUGAGGGCCGCGGGUUCCGCCCCGGGCGGAAGAGGCCGCCUUUGGAUCCCGGACCCUUCCCGGACCCUUCCUGCAGGCUGCCCUCCGGCUGGGGAGAGCCGACUGCCGCAGCGGCUAGAGGCGCUCGAGGCGGCUCUCGGCGGGAGGGUCGGCGGCGGCGAGGGGCUGGUGCAGCGGCUAGACCGACUGGAGGAUCAUGCCCUGGCCGCCUCCACUGCCCUGCGCAGCGGUGAGCUGCCCAGCGCGCUGCCGCUGUCGGCCAAGGCGCUCGCCGCCGCCGCCGCGCGGCGACGCGAGAGGGAGGGGUCGGCGGCGGCCUCCGCUGCGGCCUCCUCGCGCGACGUGCGGAGAAAGUUCCGGAACAGCCGUUUGG